This is a messenger RNA of Aspergillus pseudoviridinutans, 543 nucleotides long. RefSeq lists its product as uncharacterized. Lineage: Eukaryota; Fungi; Ascomycota; Eurotiomycetes; Eurotiales; Aspergillaceae. The coding region runs from base 1 to 543 and encodes 180 amino acids. The record is from RefSeq and is a predicted model, not a curated record. The transcript has a single exon.
AUGAACAGACUCAUCCUAAUGGUAGUCCUUUUGAGUUCCAAUGUGGCCGUUCUAGCCCACCCGCAAGACAAUGUCACUCAACAAGCGCGUCUCGGUCCCGGUUACGGUACUGCAGAGGCUGAGUAUCAAACAUCCGCUACACCCCAGCCUACACAAGGUCUAGCAACCUCUUGGGCCAGAGAGCCAAUGAGCUCCAAGGGUCCUUCCAGCUUGUGGGCUGCUAUUAGCGUCUACCAGUCAGUGAUAUGGGCAUCUGGAGUCGGAACUAGGCCGCAGAAGAACAUGAGUCAUCCUUUUUUCCCCAACACUACUGUUGCCGCUUCCACGUCCAGUACUGCUCGCAUCCCCAGUGCCAGUCCUGGGAAAGUGAACUCUGGAUUGAAUAUAAAAUCAUCUCAAUCUAGCUCAUUGGUCCCCACGCCCACCGAGACUCAACAGAUCAAUUCAACUUUGUUUACUGGUGCAGGAAAACAGGACUUGGGUACAACCGCUCUUUUGGGAGUUGCCGUUCUGUUCUCUUUUGUUUGGUUCCUUUGGCAGUAA